Messenger RNA from Cydia pomonella (codling moth), 2489 nucleotides. Its product is annotated as organic cation transporter protein-like. Gene Ontology annotation, cellular component: membrane. The transcript has 5 exons. Gene Ontology annotation, biological process: transmembrane transport. The record is from RefSeq and is a predicted model, not a curated record. Bases 544 to 2115 code for a protein of 523 amino acids. Gene Ontology annotation, molecular function: transmembrane transporter activity. NCBI's taxonomy places the organism in Eukaryota, Metazoa, Arthropoda, Insecta, Lepidoptera, Tortricidae.
AAAAAACAUGACAUCCGCGAUAUUCGAGAACGGGCCAGACCCAUGCGUAGUUAAAUAGCCCGUGGAUCCGGAUACACUGGUAAUGGUUAAACGGAGCCUAAUUAUAGGUUCCGAACGGGUCACAAAUCCGGACCCGGAAAAACGGGGCCCCGGUGACGGAUAUACGAAACCCGGACACGACCGCGAGCCCUAGUCCCGAGCACGUACAUUCAUCUCGCUCAUGCUUACGGUCAGUGAGAGUGAGAGAAGAACAGGAAUCUACGGGGCCAUAAUAUAUUUACUUGUGUCAACUGGUUUACUUUUUGCAAUCCUAUUUUUGUCAUCUUUCUGCUCAGUUUUGAAAACAAAAAAUACCAGUUCAAUAAAUGACUUAAUGAUUUUAUUUAUGUUUACUUCAUUAUAAACUUCCUUGCCUUGGCCAAAACCGGCAUUUCGAUAAUAGCUCCGCAUAGUAAUAACAUGUCGAAGUGAUACGAAGUCAUAAGGUACAAAAGACCGAAUUAGGCUCUGGCCUUGGCUUCACAAACGUUGCGUACGAAACGAAUGCGAGCAGCUGUUAUCUUUAUUUUAACUCUAACCAACGAAGGUGAAACAUCCCAUUUAAUCGCAUCUAACCGGUAUCAGAUAUUAAACAUGGAGUUAGAAAAUACGCCGAAAAAGAGCAGAGAAUGUGAUAUUAAUGAGGAUUAUAUUGAGAAAACAAUUGGUGCGUUCGGUGUGUGGCAGGCGAAAGUGUGCGUUCUUGCGUCCUUGACCAGAUUCUUGGCUAUGUGGAACAUGUUAAAUAUAAUGUUCCUGACCUACGACAGCAGCUUUACUUGUGUUAGAUUCAACAGGUCUCAACCAGGGAAUGUGACCCCUUCAACGUGCUACGAAAACUGUGUUAAGUACGAGUUCGGGGAAGGCCUGUUUCUCAAAGGUUUUGUGGAAGAGUUCGCACUGAUUUGCGAUAGAGCCUGGAUGACUAGUUUUGCACAGACCAUACUGAUGUUUGGUUUGCUCUUCGGAGUUUCUUUGUUUGGAUGGAUCUCAGACAGAUUUGGCCGCAGCAAAGCGAUGUUUUAUUCCGCUUUCCUGGUGGUGGUUUUCAUGUUAGGUUCCUGUUUCGCGCCGGACUAUUGGACGUUCUGCGGUCUACGGUUCCUUAUUGGAGUCGCCACUGGUGGGCAGAUGAUCGUAGCCGUUGUUCUCGUAUUGGAGGUGGUUGGAUCCCGACAUCGAGAGAUUACUGGUGCCUGUAUAUCCUUGCCCGAUGGUAUCGCCGAGGCAACCUUAGUUGCCUUCGCUCAUUUUGCCCCUACCUGGAGGGUAUACUUGCUGUCAAUGUGCACUGUGUCAGCUCUGUUGAUGGUCUUCCAAAUAUUGCUGCCCGAAUCCCCGCGGUGGUUGAUGUCUAGGGGACAAGAGGAAAAAGCAAGGAAGAUUUUGACAAAGGCUAUUAUUUGUAACAAUUUGAGUACAACUGCUGUGGAUGAACAUUUCAAAAGCCCAAUUCCAACUGAAUCCAAGAAGAAAAACAAAGCGACGUAUUUCAAUCUGUUCAAUUCAAGGAAGUUAGCUGUCAGGAGUUUGGCCACUGUCUCCGUUUGGAUCGUGAACGGAGUCUGCUUCUUUGGCAUCAACCAAUAUUGCACGUUUUUGGGCACGAAUGUUUAUCUUUCUGUUGUUGUCAUGGGACUCAUGCAGAUACCAGCUUGCUUCGUCGCAACAUGGCUGAACAAAGUAUUUGGUAGAAAAGCAACUAUGAUAAGCAAUUUCGGCAUUAUUGGCCUGACCAUGUUACUACUGAUAUUUACUCCAAAAGAUCAUUGGAGUGCUUUAACUUUGGGAAUCAUCGGAUUGUGGGCAGUUAAUAUUACUUGCAACGUUCUCUACGUUUGGGUCGCAGAAUUGUUCCCUACUCCAUUAAGGAACAUGGCUUACGGUAUGGGUUCUUCGGGAGCUAAGGUCGGAGCUAUGGUUGCCCCUUUCAUUGCGAAUCUCGGUCCUCAUUGGAUGCCGUCGUUAAUAUUCUCAACAAUAUCAUUCUUAGGUGUUAUCACUUGUUACAUUUUGCCAGAAACAAAAGGGAAGAAAUUAGAAGACGACUUAGAUCAUGCAAAUCAACCAAAUUAGAAUAUUAAAGCUUUUUUGAAUUAACUAAAAGCUUAAUCUGACGAUUUAAAUUGCUAAAGAAGUUGUUAUGUAAAGAAACGAACUGGCUCAAAUAUUCACAAAGAUCACAUUGACAUUUCAAGAUGGAAAACCAGGCUCUUAUCUAUGGAGUGUGGAAUUAAGAGGAGUGACAUCUCAUUGUUGGUUGGCAGAGCCUUUAUCAGACAUAGCAAUCAGCGUAUACCACUUUAUUGAUCUCUCCCUUACGUAGGGAGCUAUGAAAGCACCCAUGAGGCGGACAUGUGCACCUAGAGUGUCCAAAGCCUCAAUAAAAAUCAGAUUAAAAAAAAAAUCUCUUAUGGUAGAACUGUUGCAAAAGUGUCCAGCUGUUAGCU